Zeugodacus cucurbitae (melon fly) is the source of this 4055-nucleotide messenger RNA. Its product is annotated as adenylate kinase isoenzyme 5. Gene Ontology annotation, biological process: CDP biosynthetic process; UDP biosynthetic process. Gene Ontology annotation, cellular component: cytoplasm; nucleus. Gene Ontology annotation, molecular function: UMP kinase activity; ATP binding. Lineage: Eukaryota; Metazoa; Arthropoda; Insecta; Diptera; Tephritidae. The coding region runs from base 618 to 2561 and encodes 647 amino acids. The record is from RefSeq and is a predicted model, not a curated record. The transcript is spliced from 8 exons.
ACAUGUAAAAUGUGCCAUAAGCGAUAUACGCAUUGCGUGUUAUAAAAUUUAUCUGAUCAAAAAGAAUAAAAAUAAAGCAGUGCAUAAGGAAAAAAAUGAAAAACGAAACAUAAAUAUGUACUCAUACUAGCUCAAACUGAAAGUACAAAUGCGAAAGUUGGAUUAUUUGAAAAAUAUAUUACGAAAAUAUGUGUGUUUAAGUGAUUUGAGUGAAUGUGAUUUUAACAAAUUCUGAAAAUUAAAGAAUGUACUUUAACUUAAGUACGCAAUUCAAGUUGCAUUCAACAGCUCGCAAUGGGCCCGGGAAAUAAACCGCCUGAGCGUGCAAAUAUCUUUUGCCAGAAAUGAAUUGUGAAAACAUAAUUCGCAGUGAAAGUGAUUGCAUUUCGCAUUGCAGUCUGCAUAAUUAGGCUUUAGUUAAGUCUAAGUGCUAAUUCUAAGGCACUGCAACUGGACGCUACUGAAUUGUGGCGCCGCAAAGUAAUCGACAUUUAUAAUAGUUCUUCAGUGACAAUAAAAUAUCUCCCACUCGUUUUACUCACCGUUCGCCCACCUAAAGGCAACCACCAACCAGCGAAAAUAGCGCCGAUUCCGCUAUACUGGCUACCGAAUGGAUAAUGGGUAUUUGUUUAGACACAGAUGCCAGCGCGGCACAAGAUACCGGCGAACAAGGCAACGAUUGGAGUCAUAUACGGAAUCAAAACAGUGCCAACGGACGGAUCGGUACGGGAAACAUGGUCGCCAUAGACAUGCAAAAUGCUGGAAAAAUAAAAUUCGAUCCGCCCAAAGUGCCAGUGAUAUUUGUUUUAGGCGGCCCAGGUAGUGGCAAGGUCACGCAUUGUGACACAUUUAUGCAGGAGCGCCGCGGUGUGACGCACAUAAAUAUGAUGGAUUUGUUGCAACAGUAUGCAAUGGGGAACGAUAUGCAAGACUUCUCGCAACUAUCCUCAAAGACCGUCACAGAGGUGCUCAUGCUGGAAAUGAAAAUGGCUCCAGCUGCCAAAGCGUACCUAAUUUCAGGAUUUCCUCGCUCAAUGCGCGACGUGGUCGAAUACUCGGAAAAGAUUCAAGUCGUGAAUGGAGUGAUCUUGAUAUCCUGGCGUCAGUCGGUUUUGCAAAAGCAAAUUGAUUAUGGCGCUAAAUUAGGUCAUGUCGUACUCUCCUUAGCCAAAAUGGAAUUAGAAAAUUUCUUCAAAAAUGUGAUGCCCGUAGCAGAUUACUUCGACCAAAGUGAUAUGCUAACAGCAGUAAAUGGCGAGCGUGCACCAGCCGAAGUGUACAAAGACUUUCGUGGCGCAGUACUCGAUGUGUUGAGCACGCUUGAGAACCAAGAGGCCAUGCUGAACGGAGUCACAGGUAUGGGCAGAGGGAUACAUGAUAUACCCGGCAGUAUAGUUAGCGUAGACACCGCACCUAGUCAAGCCGCGAAUAUUGCAGACAUUUCUAAUGCCAACGUCAACACAACAGUCUUUGCUGCCAACAACUACAACAACAUGAAUAGAAACCAUUACAACAACAACCAUGUGGGUAAUCCGGGCAUAGCGAAUGCUGUGGGCGCACACAUCGCUUCGAGUGUCAACGCAGCUGCGGCGACUGCACGAAUGACCGACGCCGAAGUUAUCACUACACAGCCGGAGGCAUUGCUCACGCAAAAUGCGGCGACGAGCAUGCACCAAAACGGGGACAGUAUACCUCCAGUCAUUUGGGUCAUCGGUGGACCGGGUAGUAACAAGGCGACGCUUUGUAUGAAGGCUGUAGGGUUGAACCCUGGCUGGGGACACAUAAGCAUGGGACGUCUGUUGCGCACCAUUACCGACUCGGCACCGCGUGCGAACACGGAAAGCUACACCGUCAAGGAGGCACUAUCCGCUGGCGAAAUGGUGCCGGAGAAGGCGAUCAACAAUAUACUCGAAGCGAAUAUACGGCAAUUGAUGGAUCGUAAAGGCAUAUUGAUCGACGGUUUUCCGCGCAAUUUACAACAAGUCAAACAUUUUGAGAAUAAGUACAAACAACGACCGCCAAUCGUGCUGCUGGAUUGCUCUAAAUUACAACUGGGACGUGGACGUGUCGACGAUACCGUCUCCUCGUUCAGGCGUCGUUUGGAGCUCUUCCGCGAGCAAACUUUACCAAUGCUGAAGACUAUGGACAAUAGUAGUCGUCUACAAAUCGUCGAUGGCGAUACGGACAGCCCAUCGGUGCAGCGGGAAUUCGAAAAAAUCAUACGUCAGCACAUACAAAGUAGCGAACAAAAUGGUACUGGCUCAACGAACAACAAUAUGGCCGAUGCUGCUGUGAUGACCAAUCAUGUGGAUCAUGAUCAAACCGACGCUAUACUACAAGAUUUGGAGAACAAUGUGCCGGGUGCAGUGCCAACGAUAAGUCAUCAUGUGUCGCUCAUGAAUGGGCAUUUAAAGAAUCGAAAUAAUAGUGCUGCCAACAAUUUGAAUAGUAACCAUGUGGCAAUGAAUGGUGACGCACGCAUGCCGGGCUUAACGGGUGUCAUCGAUUUCAGACAUAUGCUGCAGGAGGCCGAAAGAUAUCCGGUGGACUCGUAUAUGUAAAGCAUUAAAGUGCUGGGCACUAGUUGGCGCUGUAUGAUCGAUGUCAAAGCAAUUCAACCACUUGUUUCUUGGAACAUUUACAGUUAGGUUGUUUUCAAGUUAUAGACUUUCAGAUAUUAGUUCUAAGUCAAUUGCAGUUGUGUCCAAAGCCCUCAGAGCUUCAUUUUUCCUUUAAGGGAUAUAAUUCAUAUUUGUUUAAAGAAAAGUUGAUGGAUAAAGGACGCCAAUGGGAUGAAAGUAAAGAAAAUUCUUUCUGUAUUUUUAUAGUUUCCUGCAUAUUUUCUGAAUAGGAGUUUUUAAUAAAAAAUACUUCAUUUUACCGCUAGGAUUGGUUGUUCACGACAGUGCUGAUAAGAUUGCAUCCAUUGAACUCAAUUUUUCCCGGAAACUGUUCCUUAUAACCGAAUUUUCUAUUAUUUUAAAGAGCCUAAAAGUAUGCAAUUUCCUCGAAGUUACAUUUGGCAGAGUUUGAAUUUCAAUGUCAAAACAUAACGAAUCCACUAUUACCGAUCUAUUUUAUAAUUUCAUUCAAAUCUAAAAAUGUUUUAGUGAAUUCAGUUAUAUACUGUGCCUCAAUUAAUUGAUCAAGAUUUUAUAUAAAAUGUGAAUACGUAUUUGUUUUAUAAAAUUAAAUUUUAUUUGUGUUUAUUUAAAAAAUACAGCAAAAAUCUUUGGUUUCACACCUAUUGGCUGCUGAUCAAUUAAUUGACCUUUGAACCAAAAUAGUUUUAAUAUUUAAUUUGACACUUUUGCCAUCUAAAACAGCUUGAAACCCUUUGGACACGCUCUCUACAAUAUCUUGGCAUAUAUCUCGAGUUAUAUUGUAUCACAAAUCUGACCACAGUUCUCCACUUCUCAUUCAUUAUUGACAUCACCAAUGACUUGUUAACGAGGCUUCGCUUUAAAUGGCUGUAUUGGAUAAAGUUCAGGGGACCAUAGCGGACAGUUAAGGAUAUUAAAAAUAUUUUCGACCAACCACUUCUUUGCUAUUUUUGACGUAUGCUUAAUGUCGUAAUUGCGCUGUAGUAUAAUUUCUGCAAGAUUUUUAUGCCAUAAAUCCAAGCUAAAGCUUUUAACCGGUAUUUCAAUAUGUUAACUUGUGAAAGUCGACGCUUCCCAUCUUCCAACGCUUUUUAGAGUCUGACCCGAACUUCUCCAAAAUCUCCAACUUUUAAUGUGGACAUUAUGUACCUGUCACACAGUUUUUCAUUCCUCUAUUUCCAAACCAGUGUCGUCAAUCAGAAUUCAGUAUAUUAAUUAUUUCUUCAUCGAACUAUAUAAUUUUACUCCAACUGUAGGUUUUCACGUCACUGUUGGGUACAAUUGUGAAGUUUUUACAUAUAUUUUUUGUAAACUUCAAAAGCAAUAGUUUAUGGCAGUCCGUAAAUAAUACUUUCGCACCACCAUGAAAAUAAGUUUUGCGAAAUACAAUUGAACUUCCCUAACCCGAGUAAUCAUAAUCCACAAAAAAACUCCGGGUUAUGGGAAGUAAUU